GUUUCAUACGACGCGGAGUAGGGAAGAUCGCGCGCCAUGCUUCCCCCGUUCAUUUGUUGUGCUCUAUUUCUCGCGCUUUCCAACUGUGUGCACGGUGCUCGGAUCCUCGGACUCUUCCCUCACACGGGCCGAAGUCACCAAAUGGUCUAUGAACCUCUAUUACAAAAACUCGCAGAACGGGGACACCAUGUCACCGUCGCUUCCUUCUUUCCCCUCAAAAAUCCACCGGCCAACUAUACGGACGUAAGUUUCGAAGGGAUCGCUAGGGUCGGCUUGGAGACUAUUGACUUGAACUGGUACGAGAACCCGAAAUUUAUCCUACGUAUACCGAUAAUAGGAAGAAUUUGUAAGCAAAUAACAGAUAUUAGCCCACUGGCGGAGAUGGCAUUAAACGUCUGCAGUAAGGCGAUCGAGUGGCCACCGCUUACAGAAGCCCUGAACAAGGAAUAUGAUAUAAUUUUAGUUGAAAAUUUUAAUAGUGACUGUAUGAUAGGUCUGUUACAUGUGUACCAAGUAAAGGCGCCGGUUGUCGCAUUGUUGUCGAGUAAUAUAAUGCCAUGGUCGGCUGAACGCAUUGGAGCUACAGACAACCCCUCUUACGUACCCUUAAUCACCGCUAUCACAUCAUUUAAUAGUCAAAUGUCAUUUUUGGAACGAAUGGAAAAUACAUUUUUAAAAUUAUUUUUUACUUUUUGGUAUCGUCAUGCAAUUCAAAUGAAAGAGCAGGCUUUGAUAGAAAAACAUUAUGGGAUAAAGAUUCCAGAAUUAGGUGUCCUUGUUAAAAAUAUAAGUUUAAUGUUGACGAAUACGCACCAUACUCUCAAUGGUGCUAGACCUCUCGUGCCCGGUCUUGUGGAGGUCGGAGGUAUGCACUUGAACCCAACGAGAAAAGUUAUACCAGAGGUAAGCGACCUAAACAAUUUCUAUCUCUAACUGUUACAUUAAAUAUUAUAUGAAAUAUCAUAUAUGCCUCCCUU
This is a messenger RNA of Melitaea cinxia (Glanville fritillary), 977 nucleotides long. Its product is annotated as UDP-glucosyltransferase 2-like. NCBI's taxonomy places the organism in Eukaryota, Metazoa, Arthropoda, Insecta, Lepidoptera, Nymphalidae. The record is from RefSeq and is a predicted model, not a curated record. Gene Ontology annotation, molecular function: UDP-glycosyltransferase activity. The transcript has a single exon. Bases 37 to 933 code for a protein of 298 amino acids.